Messenger RNA from Lycium ferocissimum, 2399 nucleotides. Its product is annotated as wall-associated receptor kinase 2-like. Gene Ontology annotation, cellular component: plasma membrane. NCBI's taxonomy places the organism in Eukaryota, Viridiplantae, Streptophyta, Magnoliopsida, Solanales, Solanaceae. Gene Ontology annotation, molecular function: polysaccharide binding; calcium ion binding; protein serine/threonine kinase activity. The coding region runs from base 1 to 2265 and encodes 754 amino acids. The transcript has 3 exons. The record is from RefSeq and is a predicted model, not a curated record. Gene Ontology annotation, biological process: cell surface receptor signaling pathway; protein phosphorylation.
AUGGGUCCUAAUUAUAUGAUGAUGGUAGUACUUGAUCUGAUAAUAUUAAUGGUGAUAAUUUGCUUUUCAGUAUCUUUUGGUGCCAUGCAACCAAAACCUAACUGCAAUGAAAGUUGUGGCAGUGUCAAAGUCCCUUUCCCAUUUGGGAUGAACCCGGAUUGCUUUCUACACGAUCAAUUUCUUGUCACUUGUAACAACUCCUCUCAACCUCCCCAGCUUUUUGUCCAAAGCAGCAAUAUUGAAAUCACAAACAUAUCUCUCGUUGGGCAACUAAACAUCCAACAUUUCAUAGCCAGAGAUUGUUACGGUAAUGGGACAGGGACGGACGGAAACAGCGUAUCGAUAUUAUUACCAUCAUUCUUAACUGUGAACUCCACCGCGAAUAAGUUCAUCGCAAUUGGUUGUGACACAUAUGCCAUUGCUCAGGGUUUGUUUUUGUAUAAAUCUGGCAAACCACACUCCUAUACAACAGGAUGCGCGUCCAUUUGCGAUAGUAUGGAGGAUGCUGCUAAUGAUGGUGAGUGUUCUGGGGUUGGUUGCUGCCAGACAUCCAUCCCUGGGCGAGCAUGGAAUGUCACCAUAAGCCUAAGCAGCUACAAUGAUUAUCCUUAUGUGGAAGGCAGCCCUAGUAAUAAUUGCAGCUAUGCUUUUGUAGUCGAAGAACGUGCUUUUAAUUUUUCUAAGAAUUACCUCAGCAGUUUGCAGAACAAAGAGAAGCUUCCUCUUGUGGUAGAUUGGGUAAUUGGUAAUGGAACAUGUGAAAUAGCUAAGAAAAACUCGAUUACAUACGCAUGUAAGAGUGAAAACAGUAAUUGUCAUGAUAAUUCAAAUGGAUAUCGUUGUUUCUGCAUGCACGGAUAUGAUGGGAAUCCAUACUUGGAAGAUGGCUGCCUAGAUAUCGACGAAUGUAUAGAUCGGAAACCAGAUUAUAGGUGUGCCAAAGAUGCCAUUUGCAAGAAUACAGAAGGGAAUUAUACAUGCACGUGCCCUCCAGAUUUCAGUGGUGAUGGUACUGAGUGCAGUCGUGACAAUCCUCAGAGAAAAAUUCGUGAUAAUCUUGCUAUAGGUGUCACAGUAGGGGCUGCUUUUCUGAUUCUUAUAGUUUGUGGCUGGUCAUACACUGGAUUCCAAAGAAGAAAGAUGUUAAUGAUGAAGAAGAAGUUUUUCCAAGAAAAUGGUGGAUUAGUUCUACAGCAACGACUCACCGGGCAAGAGGGAUCAAGUAAUACUAACACAAUAAAGAUUUUCACAGCGGAAGAGCUAGAAAGGGCAACUAAUGACUUUGACAAAGAUAGAGUUAUUGGUCAAGGAGGUUAUGGAACUGUGUACAAAGGAUAUCUGAAAGAUAAUCGCAUCGUUGCCAUCAAGAAAUCGAAGGUAAUUGAUCGCAAUCAGAUUGAGCAAUUCAUAAAUGAAGUCAUUGUCCUCUCCCAAAUCAACCAUAGGAAUGUGGUUAAGCUCUUAGGUUGUUGCCUAGAGACAGAAGUUCCACUAUUGGUGUAUGAAUUUAUCAACAAUGGAACACUUUCUGAACAAUUACAUGAUAAAGUAAAGGCCUCCACUCUUUCUUUGGACAUUCGUCUGAGAGUUGCUGCAGAAACUGCUGGAGUACUUUCAUACUUGCACUCAGCCGCUUACCCUCCUAUCAUCCACAGAGAUAUCAAGUCUGUCAACAUUCUUCUAGACAAAAGCUAUACAGCCAAAGUGUCUGAUUUCGGAGCAUCCAGAUUGGUUCCUGCUGAUCAGACAGAGUUAUCUACAUUGGUUCAAGGAACUCUAGGAUAUCUAGAUCCUGAAUACUUGCAAACAAAUCAACUAACUGAAAAAAGUGAUGUAUACAGUUUCGGAGUAGUGCUUGCAGAGCUCCUCACUGGGAGAAAAGCUCUAUGUUUUGAUAGACCCGAGGAAGAAAGAAAUCUAGCUAAAUAUUUCACAUCUUCAGUGGAGAAGGGUCAUUUGUUUGAUAUUCUAGAUGCCAAUAUAGUUUGCGAUGAGAGAAGUACAGGGCAAUUGAAAAAAGUUGCUAUGCUUGCACAGAGAUGCUUAAAUGUUAAAGGGGAGGAUAGACCUACAAUGAAGGAUGCUGCAGCAGAAUUGGAAGCUGGAUCGAGAUUGAAGCACUCAUGGGCUCUAACUGAUCAAAAUUCGGAGGAGACAGAAUCCUUACUGCAGCCGUUGGGAUUUGGAUACGAACAAAGUGAACGCAGUAUCCAUAUUGAUAGCAUAACGAGCCAUAUAACUUUACCACUUCCUGGAGGAAGGUGAUCGAUCAUGCAUGCACGGCUUCAACAUGGCUUUCUUUCUCUUUUGGGCACGUUAGAAAUAGUAAUUAAUUAUAUUUAGUUUUAUCUUUUUCAUUUGUCCAAAGAUAAUAAAUUUUAGUAACAAAUUAGUGCCAA